AUGAACGAAAAGUUUAGCAGCUGCCGGAGCGUGAGCAUCUGCGAGGAAAUGAAUGCCGAGUUUCGGAAGACUAUGGAAGAUACAAUUUGCGUUGUGGACGGCUACUUGCAACAUGACAAGAACGGCUACUUUGCCAUUUAUGAUGGACACGGAGGUCGUUCCGUUUCGACAUACUUACAACAGGUGCUACACGAAAACAUUGCCACGGAAAUACAACGGGCCGACCUUGGCACAACAGUGGAAAUGUGCCUUGAGCGGAGCUUUUUGAUCUCGGAUAUGGAGUGUUGUCAGUUAUAUCCUGGGACAGUCGGUGCGACGGCAGUGACUGCAUUGCUUUUGGAAGAAAAUGGUGUCAUUACGCUAUACGUCGCUAAUGUUGGCGAUAGCCGUGCAGUGCUUAGUUGCAAACAAAAAGCUGUAAGAUUAUCUAAGGACCACAAAGCUAGUGAUCCAAGCGAAUUGGAGCGCGUUGUUCAGCAGGGCGGUUUCGUCAUUCAAGACCGAGUGUCCGGUGUGCUCGCAGUCUCUCGAAGCUUCGGGGAUAGUGAUCUCAAGCAAUUUGUUGCUGCAAGACCGCACAUCAGCGCGACACGGCUGGAUCCAUCGACAGACUACUCAAUUCUGGUGUUGGGAUGCGACGGUGUAUGGGAUGUAUUUAGUGACCAAGAAGUUGUAGACUUUGUAGAAUCAGUACCCGUCUCUCAACAGUCUCGUGCAGCACAGUUUCUUGUCCAGGAGGCCUUAGCACGAGGGAGUGGAGACAAUGUUACGGCUAUCGUGAUUUUUCUUUAA
This is a messenger RNA of Plasmopara halstedii, 792 nucleotides long. RefSeq names its product protein phosphatase 2c-related protein. Bases 1 to 792 code for a protein of 263 amino acids. Gene Ontology annotation, biological process: protein dephosphorylation. Gene Ontology annotation, molecular function: protein serine/threonine phosphatase activity; cation binding. The record is from RefSeq and is a predicted model, not a curated record. NCBI's taxonomy places the organism in Eukaryota, Oomycota, Peronosporomycetes, Peronosporales, Peronosporaceae. The transcript is spliced from 8 exons.